AAAAAGAAAAACCCUUUUCCUUUUUUUGAAAUCUAUUUAUUAAUUUGCAAAACCCACUGUCUCUCUCUGUACGAAGCUUGGAGCAUCUCAUCGGUAUCAAGCUAUCUACACCUCCUCCCAUUUUUCCAUUUCUCCAAACGCAUUCUGUUCAUCGUCACCGUAUCCAAACCCUCACGCGCCAAUCUUCUUCGGUUACCAAUGGAUCCGGUUCUUCUGAUUGCGGUGCUCUCAAUUCUGAUCGGCGCUGUCAUCGCUCUAGCCUUUUUUGGUAACUACUUCCGGAAACGGAGCUCCGAAAUUCAGUCCAUCUCCCAACCGGAGCUCCAAUCGGACCCCAAAAAGCAGCCCUCCAAGCCUCACCAGACCAAGAAGUCUCAUGCCAAACCUCACUCUCAUACCUCUGACAAGGAUCAAAAUAAGAAACAUCAUCCGUUGGACGUGAAUACUUUGAAAGGUCAUGGAGAUGCAGUCACUGGCCUUUGUUUCUCGUCGGACGGGCGGAGUUUGGCAACAGCUUGUGCGGAUGGAGUGCUCAGGAUAUUCAAGUUGGAUGAUGCUUCGAGUAAAAGUUUCAAGUUUCUGAGAAUUAAUUUGCCUGUUGGAGGUCAUCCUGUUGCAGUUUCAUUUUCUGAUGAUGGAUUAUCUUUAGUUGCUGCUUCUCAAAGUCUUUCCGGUUCUUCUUUGUACAUGUAUGGGGUGGAAAAACCCAAACCUUCUGAGGAAGUAAAGCAGCAGCCCAAGCUUCCCCUGCCUGAAAUCAAGUGGGAACAUCACAAAGUUCACGAGAAAUUAGGUAUUCUCACCUUAUCUGGGACCACCGCAAGUUAUGGGAGUGCUGAUGGGAGUACAAUUGUUGCUUCAUGCUCAGAAGGAACUGACAUCAUACUUUGGCAUGGGAAAACCGGCAAGAUUUUGGGGCAUGUUGACACAAAUCAGUUGAAAAACACCAUGGCUGCUUUAUCACCAAAUGGGCGUUUCCUUGCUGCAGCUGCUUUUACUGCAGACGUGAAGGUGUGGGAGAUUGUAUAUUCAAAGGAUGGUUCAGUCAAGGAGGUCUCAAAAGCUAUGCAACUUAAAGGGCAUAAGAGUGCAGUAACUUGGUUAUGCUUUACUCCUAACUCAGAACAAAUUAUCACAGCAUCCAAAGAUGGUUCAAUAAGAAUUUGGAAUAUCAAUGUUCGAUAUCAUAUGGAUGAGGAUCCGAAAACUCUGAAGGUGUUUCCAAUUCCACUUGAUUUGGGUGGUGCAACUGUGCAGUAUGAUCGUCUUAGUUUAUCUCCUGAUGGAAAAAUAUUGGCAGCAACUCAUGGUACAACACUACAGUGGCUAUGUGUUGAAACUGGAAAGCUUUUGGACACAGCUGACAAAGCCCAUGAAGGUGACAUCACAUGCAUUGCAUGGGCACCCAAGACGAUUCCAAUGGGUGAUGAGAAAGUAUUGGUUUUGGCCACAUCAAGUAUUGAUAAGAAGGUAAAACUGUGGGCUGCUCCAUCUCUCCCUGCACCAUAAAGGAAUUUUGUAGGUGUGUAACGAGCUCAUGCGAGGCAUGUAGGAGCUCCUGAUCUGACCUGGUUGGCAACGGCACGAGAAAUGUUUUGUAAGUUCUAGGCCCUAGGUUAAGUAGUUCUAACAACUUCAUGAAAGCUUCUUCUCGUGGCAGUUGAAAGGUAGAUCGUUGAACUUGUUAGAGCGUUCAUACUGAGAAGAAAAAAAGAAAGAAAAAGAAAAGUGUUGUUUCACUGGUACACUUGGAUUUCAGAGAUUUUGGUGAUGAUGAAUUAAUGUUGCACAAGGAACUAGACCAAUUGAUUGGUUUGAGUUUUCCUUUUCAUGUACAGAAAGUGCUUUUACACCGAAAGUUCUAAUUUCUUUUUAGCCUUUUUUCCCUUCCCUGUAAACUUUGGAAAAGCAAUUCUCAUCAAGCUAUUUGAAAUA
This is a messenger RNA of Prunus persica (peach), 1935 nucleotides long. RefSeq names its product transducin beta-like protein 2. The coding region runs from base 199 to 1509 and encodes 436 amino acids. NCBI's taxonomy places the organism in Eukaryota, Viridiplantae, Streptophyta, Magnoliopsida, Rosales, Rosaceae. Gene Ontology annotation, molecular function: protein binding. The transcript has 10 exons. The record is from RefSeq and is a predicted model, not a curated record.